Sycon ciliatum is the source of this 5517-nucleotide messenger RNA. RefSeq names its product mucin-17-like. The transcript is spliced from 25 exons. Lineage: Eukaryota; Metazoa; Porifera; Calcarea; Leucosolenida; Sycettidae. The record is from RefSeq and is a predicted model, not a curated record. The coding region runs from base 392 to 5134 and encodes 1580 amino acids.
UGGUCGGCUGGUGCCGCAAAGCACCGACAGCGCAGCCAGGUGCUCUCCAAAGUGCUCACGCUACUCCCAGCAUGCUGCUUCACCCGGCGAGCGACCCUGUACGCGAAUACCUGAGUCUGGCUCCUAAAAUGCAGAGGGAUCACCGUUGAUAUACACGGAACGUCCAAUGAAACUCGAAAACAGCGUGAGCGAUUCGGAGAGGUAUUCCAGCAAGACGCUUUUCAGAGAGAAAGGUGUGCGGAGGAAGCUGUAUUCGACGAGUACAAGCUGUAUUUGAUUUGGAGGCAACUUUAGCUCCGCGCGCUGAUGGGUUUUGACGCCACGGCUUGAAAGCUACGGAACGUUUCAAGUUGAAAAGGUUCAUUACGGUUGCUCUGGACGAAGUGGAAGCAUGUCGAUUCUUCUGCAGCUGCUCGUACCAUGUCUCAUCAGCACUUUACUCAGCAGAACGGAAGCACAGCAUAGCACGGCUGACGCCACCGCUGCACGUUCACUUUCGUUUGUGUUUGGCCCCAGCACCAGUCACGUGCUGCAGGAGACGCUGUGUGCCGAGGUGGCCAAGUUCAUCACGGCUCUGGAUUCGCGCUACGACGACUUCCAUGUGCUGGAAGACCGGAAUGGCGAGGUACACAAGAGCAGUAUGCCGGAUGCCACUCAGUUCACCGAGUACCUGUGCACACAGGCGGGUAACGGUGGUGAUUCAUGUCAGCCUGUAUCCGCCGACACUGUGAGUCAUGCGGUGACGGAUAGCUCUGACGGCGGUAGCGUGUUUGUCUUCAGCAAGUCCACACCACAGGAGGAAUCCAGCUAUGUGCAGAGUAUGCUCAUUGCUAACAAACGUGACGUCCAGGUGACUGUGUUCUUGGUCGGAGAGUGCGGUGGUGACUUGCAGCUGGAUCCUCCCGGCGUUCUCCAGCUGCUGGCGGCGCACACGUCGCGGCACAUGUACCUUCCCGCGUCCUCGCAGGCUGACCUCGCACCGCUGCUCGAGCAUCACCUCAACAUCAGCAGCCGCCAGCGAUUGGUCCCGCUCGUUGCCACGGUGCGGGGCGGCGGCACUUCGGGCAGCUCCUACUACAUAUCGUCGGCCGAGAGCGAACUCUUCAUUUCCGCGGUGUGCGAGAACGAGUUGAAGCCGCAGAUGCAGAUGGCGAUUCGACACGCACCGGAUCGCGCCCGACUCCAGGUUGCCGACACGAGCACGGUCUACCUGGCACGGCUGUCUAACCCGUCGCCACGGCAGUUCUCCGUGUACGUGCGCUCGCGCAGCACGUGUCGUCUGCUGGUGUCGGCGCUGACGUCGUCCGCAAAACCACGGUUACGCUACACGACUCAAGAGCAUUUGACGGCCGCGGGCGUUCCAACGCAGUCGACUAUUCAGCCGCAAUCAGGCGGCCGCUCGUUCAUUCUCGUACCCGUGACCAGCGAUGUGGACGUGCGUAGAAUCGACAUCAUCUUCCCGUCAGGGCGACAGGGCCGUGCCCUCUACUCUACCCGCUCGGCGUUCACCAACAGCAGUCUGCUGGUGCUGGGCCCGAUCGACUUCACGCGCCAUCGCUUCAGGCUGCUGGUGCGUGGUCAGGUGGGGGACACGGAGAUGGGUCAGCUGACCGAGUCCAUAUUCCCGGCGAGGCCCGAGCCUCAAACUGUGGACGUCACCGUCAGCAACUCCUGCGACCCGGUACAGGUUGUUUGCCCCGUGGCGAGAGAGGACCGCAUCACGGCGUGGCGUGGUGCGGGCCAUCACCCCCUAGCUCAGGACAGCCGCAUUCAGUUCAACCGCACGCAUCUGUUCAUCAGCCAGCUGUAUCCGCACGAGACGCUCUUCUCGUGCUCGGCCGUCUCCGAAACGGAGGAUGUCGAAGAGGCCGUGUUCAAUAUUGCCAAACAAGGUCUGUCUGAGGAUGGGUGUGAGCCGUGCACGCGUCUCGUUUGCCCGUACGCCGACGCCGCCUGGGAUUCUCCGUUCGCCUCCGCCAGCAGCCCCGACCUGUUGCUCUGCGCCGUCCCGCCGGAGAGGAGAAGCGGCCAUUACACGUGUCGUGACGCCGCCGCCGGGUCGAGUGACUCAAAACGGCAGACCUUCACCGUCUAUCCUGCUGGCUAUUUCACACGGGGAAGACUGAACCUGCGUCUUUUCCAAGAUGUCAUUGAUUAUCCACCUGCAAUCACCACCACCACCGGUGCGCCAGAGGAAACAACAGAUCCCGCCACCACCCAAUCGCUGGUAGUAACAACAGAAACACAAACUCUUGCUCCGGAUCAGGACACCACCACCAGCACACAAGCCCCACCUGUAGAGACUAGAGAGGCGGAGUUAGACACAACCGCACCUGUUGAUCAGCCCACGCAACCGGCACCCGGAACAACUGUCAUGGCUACCGAGUCACCAGCCACGACUGACGCCAAUCAGUGCCCGCCGGUGGACUAUCGCCGUAGCGACGCCGUAGUUAGCCGCUCCAGUCCGGUUCCAGGCGUUCAGGUCAUCGAGCUGCGGUGCGACGACGGGUUUUCCCUGCGGGGUGCUGGUCGCAUCGCGUGUGUUGAAGAGGCGGGGUACUGGAGCGAAACGCUUGGAGAGUGUAUUAGUGUGGACGUAGGUGUUCCCAUGACUACCAUGGCAGCUGUCACCAUGGCAAGAGAAGAGGAAACACAACCUCCACCGCCGGCAACACCGGGUAAUCCAUCGUGCCCGCCCUUGGCCGAUCCCAGUAAUGGACGUAUUCGGGUCACGGACGUCGUGAGGGAAGGACAAUCGUUGCCACAUGCACAGCUGGCGUGCAGACCUGGUUAUGUUGUAAUAGGCGCUGCGGACGCCGUGUGCCUCUCUGGUGCGAAUCAGUGGAGUAACGAUAUUGGAUCGUGUCAGGAAGAGUUUUCACCCACAACAGCCCCUGCCGUGACUGAACCACUCACCACACCUACACCAGUAAUCACCACCAUCCAAACUGAAGCCAGGACAACCGAACCAUCAAACGGUAUUGCGUGCCCAAUACUACCUGAUCCAGCCGGUGGCCAGAUACUAACGAGGACGAUCGACAACAACGGCCAGAUGAUGGGGUUUGUGGAAUUGCGCUGUGACGAAGGCUACACUGUCAUUGGUGUGUCCACCGCGGUGUGUUUGCCUGUAGUCAACCGGUGGAACAGAGCCAUCGGGACGUGUGAAGGAGUACCAGCAAUAACCACCAUACCAACAGAAGCAGUGACAACAGCGUCAUCAAACCUCGAUGCAUGCCCACUACUAUCUGAUCGACCUGGUGGCCAGAUUGUCACGAGGACGAUCAACAAUAACGGUCGGCUGAUGGGGUUUGCGGAGCUGCGCUGUGACGACGGCUACACUAUUGCCGGAGUGGCCACCGCGGUGUGUCUGCCUGGCGUCAACCAGUGGAACAGAGGCAUCGGGAUGUGUGAAGGAGAAUCUGCUGAUGAUGCCUGCCCAAUGCUACUGGAUCCAGCCGGCGGCCGGAUUUUACUGCGGACAAUCGACAACAACGGCCAAAUGAUGGGGUUUGCGGAGCUACGCUGUGACGAGGGCUACACUGUAAUUGGUGUGUCCACCGCGGUAUGUUUGCCUGUGGUCAACCAGUGGAACAGAGUCCUUGGGACUUGUGAAGGAGUUACAGAACUCACCACGCAAGCAGCAGCAACAACAGCAGCAGCACCGACCACCACACCCCCACAAGCAACCACCACUGCCCAACAGAGCAGCAGCAUCUGCACGCCGCUUGCCAGCGUCAGCAACGGCGUGAUCUCACUGCGUCCUCUACGCGAAGGAUUCGAGCUCGCACGCCUCAGCUGCGACGAUGGCUACCGUGCCACGGGUGCCCAGCAGAUUCUGUGCGCCGGUGGAACGUGGCGGGGACAGAUAGGAACGUGUCAGCCUGUAGUUCGUCUUGCUACCGACCCGGCAAUCACCACCGCACCUGCGACCGUUGUUCCACUGACAACAGUCCCACCCACAACAGUCCCUGCCACGACCGAGGCACGCACGCGGCCCUGUGCGCAGGGGCCGAGCGUCGACAACGGACUCGUGAGCCGACAGAUCACGCUAGACGGGACGAUCAUCGAGCACUUGGUGUGUUUCUCGCGCUACAGCCCCGUGGGAAACCGCCGUCGUCGCUGUCAUCCCAACGUCGGCUCGUGGAACGGCAACUUAGGCAGCUGUGUGCAACAAGGUGCGACAACAGUGUCGCCAACAACCCCGCCGGCCACUACAGCCUGCCCAGAGCCGUCCAUAUCCGUAGCCAAUGGUCAGAUUACCAUGGAGAUCCUACCUGAUGGCGUCACUCGGGCUAGGCUGGUCUGUGAUGCGGGCAGUGUGCAGCGUGGCAGUACUAGAGGGUUGGUCUGCAGUACACGGAACCCGGGAAGGUGGACGGGAGCGCUGGGAACCUGCCAACGUCUCCCUGAUCCCACUACAGCACCUCCAGCAACUCUGCCGCCCGUUGCCCCAGCUCCGCAGCCCUCUGGCUGUCGCAGCCGUAACACACUGCCGAAUGGCGCCGUCUCCUUCACUGCAGCUGGCUCUACCUUGUUGAUUGCCACGUACCGGUGCAGUGAAGGGUAUACAAUGCAAGGCCAAUCAACGGCUGUCUGCUUUAAUGAAAGAUGGAACAGGCCUCUUCCGCAAUGUGUGGGCCAGGCACCUACAGGCUGUCGUGAGCGCUCGACUCUGACCAACGGAAAGGUGUCCUUCCUUCAGGCACGCGCCACGUUACUCAUCGCUACCUACCGAUGUGACGCCGGCUACCGGCUGGAAGGUCAUGCAACUGCUGUGUGCAUUGGUGUGACAUGGAACCGGGCACUGCCACAGUGUGUAUCUGAAAGGCCGCAGCCACCAGCUGACAACUGCAACGUCGAUCCUGCCGUGCGUUCCGCACGACUACGUGUAACCAACAUCGAGGCUAGCCUCAGCACUGCUCGCUCUGAGAAGGCUGACCUUCAGUCUAAGCUUGCCGAGGCGAGACGACAGCUGGCCGAGUCGACCAACGUGGCUGCCGAAAUGCGUGCGUUACGCAGCAGGUAUUCAGUUCUUUCCGCCACGCAUUCCGAGGAUGUGAGCAAGCUGAGCGCCUGCCGCCAGAAAGAACUCAUUAUCAAGUCUGCCUUCUCCCAGGAAUGCUUUGCCAGAUAGACAUAUGUCAGGAAUGCUGUGUGUGUGUGUGUGUGUGUGUGUGUGUGUGUGUGUGUGUGUGCAUGUGUGAACUUGUGUGCAUUAUAGUGGUGUGUGUGUGUGUUUGUGUGUGUGUGUGUGUUUCUGGGCGCACACGCACAUAUGCAUGUGUCCGCGUGUCCGUGUCUGUGUGUGUAUACAUGCAUGCAUGUGUGUGCGCCUGUGUGUGUGUGUGUGUGUGUGUGUGUGUGUGUGUGUUUGUGUGUGUGUCUGUGUCUUCAUGCAAUCAUGUGUUAUUGAAAAUUGAAUCGUUGUGUACACUAAGAGAGCGUACCCUUCUUUUACCGUUGCUUUUGAUUGUUGCGAGGCGUUCGCCACUCCUAAUCCAGAACUGGAGAACUUUA